AGGAUCAGUUUUUGGUGUUUGAUGCAAUAAUGGGAAUCAGGUAAUCAUCAGAAGGGAAGAAGAGCGACUGCAGAUCCACGGCUUCCUCGAAUUUUGCACGAAAGCCGCCGGCCUCGGAGGAGGGAUUAGUGCCGACCCGCUCGGGCGUGUUUGACAUUUCUUCCUCUUUGUGGCUUCUUCUCCUUUUCAAACAAUUCUUGGUCCAUGGUCAAUGAAAACACGAGGAUGUACAUUCCGGAGGAAAACCACCAAGGUCCCAGCUAUGGCAGCCCGCGCCCGGCUCACGCCAACAUGAACGCCAACGCGGCCGCGGGGCUGGCACCUGAGCACAUCCCCACACCGGGGGCCGCCCUGUCCUGGCAGGCGGCCAUUGACGCGGCCCGGCAGGCCAAGCUGAUGGGCAGCGCUGGCAACGCCACCAUCUCCACGGUCAGCUCCACGCAGCGGAAGCGGCAGCAGUACGGGAAGCCCAAGAAACAGGGCAGCACGAUGGCCACCCGCCCGCCCCGUGCCCUGCUCUGCCUGACCCUCAAGAACCCCAUCCGGAGGGCGUGCAUCAGCAUCGUCGAGUGGAAGCCAUUUGAAAUCAUUAUUUUACUGACCAUUUUUGCCAACUGUGUGGCCUUAGCGAUCUAUAUUCCCUUUCCAGAGGACGACUCCAACGCCACCAACUCCAACCUGGAACGGGUGGAGUAUCUCUUUCUCAUCAUUUUUACUGUGGAAGCAUUUUUAAAAGUCAUAGCCUAUGGGCUCCUCUUUCACCCCAAUGCUUACCUCCGCAACGGCUGGAACUUGCUGGAUUUUAUCAUUGUGGUUGUCGGGCUUUUCAGUGCCAUCUUAGAGCAAGCGACCAAAGCCGACGGGGCCAACGCCCUGGGAGGGAAGGGGGCUGGAUUCGACGUGAAGGCGCUCAGGGCGUUCCGCGUGCUGCGGCCCCUGCGGCUGGUGUCCGGGGUCCCGAGUCUUCAGGUGGUCCUGAACUCCAUCAUCAAGGCCAUGGUGCCCCUCCUGCACAUCGCCCUGCUCGUGCUCUUUGUUAUAAUCAUCUACGCCAUCAUCGGGCUGGAGCUCUUCAUGGGGAAGAUGCACAAGACCUGCUACAACCAGGAGGGCGUCGCAGAUGUCCCAGCAGAAGACGACCCCUCCCCCUGUGCCCUGGAGACGGGCCACGGGCGGCAGUGCCAGAACGGCACGGUGUGCAAGCCGGGCUGGGAUGGGCCCAAGCAUGGCAUCACCAACUUCGACAACUUUGCCUUCGCCAUGCUGACCGUGUUCCAGUGCAUCACCAUGGAGGGCUGGACCGACGUCCUCUACUGGGUCAAUGAUGCCGUGGGAAGGGACUGGCCCUGGAUCUAUUUUGUUACACUAAUCAUCAUAGGGUCAUUUUUUGUACUUAACUUGGUUCUCGGUGUCCUUAGCGGAGAGUUUUCCAAAGAGAGGGAGAAGGCCAAGGCCCGGGGCGACUUCCAGAAGCUGCGGGAGAAGCAGCAGCUGGAGGAGGACCUGAAGGGCUACCUGGACUGGAUCACGCAGGCGGAGGACAUCGACCCUGAGAACGAGGACGAGGGCUUGGACGAGGAGAAACCCCGCAACAUGAGCAUGCCCACCAGUGAGACCGAGUCUGUCAACACCGAAAACGUGGCUGGAGGUGACAUCGAGGGAGAGAGCUGCGGGGCCAGGCUGGCCCACAGGAUCUCCAAGUCGAAGUUCAGCCGCUACUGGCGCCGGUGGAAUCGGUUCUGCAGGAGGAAGUGCCGCGCGGCCGUGAAGUCGAGCAUCUUCUACUGGCUUGUCAUCUUCCUGGUUUUCCUCAACACGCUCACCAUCGCCUCUGAGCACUACAACCAACCCCACUGGCUCACGGAAGUCCAAGACACGGCCAACAAGGCCCUGCUGGCCCUGUUCACGGCGGAGAUGCUGCUCAAGAUGUACAGCCUGGGGCUGCAGGCCUACUUCGUGUCCCUCUUCAACCGCUUCGACUGCUUCAUCGUGUGCGGUGGCAUCCUGGAGACCAUCCUGGUGGAGACCAAGAUCAUGUCGCCCCUGGGCAUCUCCGUGCUGAGAUGCGUACGCCUCCUGAGGAUAUUUAAAAUCACGAGGUACUGGAACUCCCUGAGCAACCUGGUGGCGUCCCUGCUGAACUCCGUGCGCUCCAUCGCCUCCCUGCUGCUGCUCCUCUUCCUCUUCAUCAUCAUCUUCUCCCUCCUGGGCAUGCAGCUCUUCGGGGGGAAGUUCAACUUUGAUGAGAUGCAGACCCGGAGGAGCACAUUCGAUAACUUCCCCCAGUCCCUCCUCACCGUCUUUCAGAUCCUGACCGGGGAGGACUGGAAUUCGGUGAUGUAUGAUGGGAUCAUGGCUUAUGGCGGCCCCUCUUUUCCAGGGAUGUUAGUCUGUAUUUACUUCAUCAUCCUCUUCAUCUGUGGAAAUUAUAUUCUACUGAAUGUGUUCUUGGCCAUUGCCGUGGACAACCUGGCUGACGCCGAGAGCCUCACCUCUGCCCAGAAGGAGGAGGAAGAAGAGAAGGAGAGGAAGAAGCUGGCCAGGACUGCCAGCCCAGAGAAGAAACAAGAGGUGGUGGAGAAGCCGGCCGUGGAGGAGACCAAGGAGGAGAAAAUUGAGCUGAAAUCCAUCACUGCGGAUGGAGAGUCCCCCCCUGCCACCAAGAUCAACAUGGACGACCUCCAGCCCAACGAGAAUGAGGACAAGAGUUCCUACCCCAACCCGGAAACCACAGGAGAAGAGGAUGAGGAGGAGCCUGAGAUGCCCGUGGGCCCCCGCCCACGCCCCCUCUCUGAGUUGCACCUGAAGGAGAAGGCGGUGCCCAUGCCAGAAGCCAGCGCCUUCUUCAUCUUCAGCCCAAACAACAGGUUCCGUCUCCAGUGCCAUCGCAUCGUCAACGACUCCAUCUUCACCAACCUGAUCCUCUUCUUCAUCCUGCUCAGCAGCAUCUCCCUGGCUGCCGAGGACCCCGUCCAGCACACCUCCUUCAGGAACCACAUUCUGUUUUAUUUUGACAUUGUUUUCACUACCAUUUUCACCAUUGAAAUUGCUCUGAAGAUGACCGCCUACGGGGCCUUCCUGCACAAGGGCUCCUUCUGCCGGAACUACUUCAACAUCCUGGACCUGCUGGUGGUCAGCGUGUCCCUCAUCUCCUUCGGCAUCCAGUCCAGUGCCAUCAACGUGGUGAAGAUCUUGCGAGUCCUGAGGGUGCUCAGGCCCCUGAGGGCCAUCAACAGGGCCAAGGGGCUGAAGCACGUGGUGCAGUGCGUGUUCGUGGCCAUCCGCACCAUCGGGAACAUCGUGAUCGUCACCACGCUGCUCCAGUUCAUGUUCGCCUGCAUCGGGGUCCAGCUCUUCAAGGGCAAGCUGUACACCUGUUCGGACAGUUCCAAACAGACGGAGGCCGAAUGCAAGGGGAACUACAUCACAUACAAGGACGGGGAGGUGGACCACCCCAUCAUCCAGCCCCGCAGCUGGGAGAACAGCAAGUUUGACUUUGACAACGUCCUGGCAGCUAUGAUGGCCCUGUUCACCGUCUCCACCUUUGAGGGGUGGCCAGAGCUGCUGUACCGCUCCAUCGACUCCCACACGGAGGACAAGGGCCCCAUUUACAACUACCGUGUGGAGAUCUCCGUCUUCUUCAUCAUCUACAUCAUCAUCAUCGCCUUCUUCAUGAUGAACAUCUUCGUGGGCUUUGUCAUCGUCACCUUCCAGGAGCAGGGGGAGCAGGAGUACAAGAACUGCGAGCUGGACAAGAAUCAGCGGCAGUGCGUGGAGUACGCCCUCAAGGCCCGGCCCCUGCGGAGGUACAUCCCCAAGAACCAGCACCAGUACAAGGUGUGGUACGUGGUCAACUCCACCUACUUCGAGUACCUGAUGUUCGUCCUCAUCCUGCUCAACACCAUCUGCCUGGCCAUGCAGCACUACGGUCAGAGCUGCCUGUUCAAAAUCGCCAUGAACGUUCUCAACAUGCUGUUCACCGGCCUCUUCACGGUGGAGAUGAUUCUGAAGCUCAUCGCCUUCAAGCCCAAGCACUAUUUCUGUGAUGCAUGGAACACAUUUGACGCCUUGAUUGUUGUGGGUAGCAUUGUUGAUAUAGCCAUCACCGAGCCAGCUGAACAUACCCAAUGCUCUCCCUUUAUGAACGCGGAAGAGAACUCCCGCAUCUCCAUCACCUUCUUCCGCCUCUUCCGGGUCAUGCGCCUGGUCAAGCUGCUGAGCCGUGGGGAGGGCAUCCGGACGCUGCUGUGGACGUUCAUCAAGUCCUUCCAGGCCCUGCCCUACGUUGCUCUCCUGAUCGUGAUGCUGUUCUUCAUCUACGCCGUGAUCGGGAUGCAGGUGUUCGGGAAAAUCGCCCUGAAUGACACGACAGAGAUCAACAGGAACAACAACUUCCAGACCUUCCCCCAGGCCGUGCUGCUCCUCUUCAGGUGCGCCACCGGGGAGGCGUGGCAGGACAUCAUGCUGGCCUGCAUGCCAGGCAAGAAGUGCGCCCCCGAGUCGGAACCGGGCAGCAGCGCCGAGGGGGAGACGCCCUGCGGCAGCAGCUUCGCUGUCUUCUACUUCAUCAGCUUCUACAUGCUCUGCGCCUUUCUGAUCAUCAACCUCUUCGUAGCCGUCAUCAUGGACAACUUUGACUACCUGACAAGGGACUGGUCCAUCCUGGGUCCCCACCAUCUGGACGAAUUUAAGAGAAUCUGGGCGGAGUAUGAUCCUGAAGCCAAGGGUCGCAUCAAACACCUGGAUGUGGUGACCCUGCUCCGGAGGAUUCAGCCCCCCCUGGGCUUUGGGAAGCUGUGCCCUCACCGCGUGGCUUGCAAACGCCUGGUCUCCAUGAACAUGCCCCUGAACAGCGAUGGGACGGUCAUGUUCAACGCCACCCUGUUUGCCCUGGUCCGGACGGCCCUGAGGAUCAAAACGGAAGGGAACCUGGAACAGGCCAACGAGGAGCUGCGGGCCAUCAUCAAGAAGAUCUGGAAGCGGACCAGCAUGAAGCUGCUGGACCAGGUGGUGCCGCCUGCGGGAGAUGAUGAGGUCACGGUGGGCAAGUUUUACGCUACUUUCCUGAUCCAAGAGUAUUUCCGGAAAUUCAAGAAGCGCAAAGAGCAGGGCCUGGUGGGCAAGCCCUCCCAGAGGAACGCCCUGUCCCUGCAGGCUGGUCUGCGCACCCUGCAUGACCUCGGGCCCGAGAUCCGCCGGGCCAUCUCCGGGGACCUGACCGCCGAAGAGGAGCUGGACAAGGCCAUGAAGGAGGCUGUGUCCGCCGCCUCGGAAGAUGACAUCUUCAGGAGGGCCGGCGGCCUGUUCGGCAACCACGUGGGCUACUACCCCAGCGACAGCCGGAGCACCUUCCCCCAGACCUUCACCACCCAGCGCCCUCUGCACAUCAGCAAGGCGGGCACCAGCCAGGACGACGCGGAGUCGCCCUCCCACGAGAAACUGGUGGACUCCACCUUCACCCCCAGCAGCUACUCGUCCAUGGGUUCCAACGCCAACAUCAACAACGCCAACAACACCGCCCUGGGCCGCUGCCCCCGCCCCGCCGGCCAGCCCGGUGCCGUCAGCGUCAGCACCGUGGAGGGCCGUGGGCCCCCCUUGUCCCCCACUGUCCGGGUGCAGGGGGCCUCGUGGAGGCUCAGCUCCAAGAGGUGCCCCUCCCGGGACAGCCUGAUAGCCAUGGUGUGUCAGGAGGAGGCUCCGCGGGAUGAGACUUGUGACCUGAGGGCGGAUGAGGACGCCGAGUACGGCAGCGAGCCCAGCCUGAUCUCCACGGAGAUGCUCUCCUACCAGGACGACGAGAAUCGGCAGCUGGCGCCCCCCGAGGAGGACAGGAGAGACGUCCGUCUCUCCCCGAAGAGGGGCUUCCUGCGCUCCGCCUCCCUAGGUCGAAGGGCCUCCUUCCACCUUGAGUGUCUGAAGCGACAGAAGAAUCCCGGGGGAGACAUCUCUCAGAAGACAGUCCUGCCCCUGCAUCUCGUUCACCAUCAGGCGCUGGCGGUGGCGGGCCUGAGCCCCCUCCUGCAGAGAAGCCAUCCCCCUGGCGCCCUCCCCCCGCCGCAUGCCACGCCCCCUGCCACGCCAGGCCCGGCCUGGCCCCCGCGGCCUGUGCCCACACUGCGGCUGGAGGGGGCCGAGUCCAGCGACAAGCUCACCAGCAGCUUCCCAUCCGUCCACUGCGGCCCCUGGGCCGGGGAGCCCACGCCCUGCGGGGCCGGCGGCGGCAUCCGGAGGGCCCGGCCCGUGUCCCUCACUGUGCCCAGCCCGGCGGGGCCCCGGGGCCGGCCCUUCCACGGCAGCGCCAGCAGCCUGGUGGAGGCGGUCUUGAUCUCAGAAGGACUGGGGCAGUUUGCUCAGGAUCCCAAGUUCCUCGAGGCCACCACCCAGGAGCUGGCCGACGCCUGCGACAUGACCAUCGAGGAGAUGGAGAGCGCGGCCGACAACAUCCUUAGCGGGGGCGCCCGGCAGAGCCCCAACGGCACCCUGCUCCCGUGUGCAAACUGCAGGGACCCGGGGCCAGACCGAGAGGGGGGCGCGGAGGACGCGGCCUGGGCGCCCAGCCCCGAGCCCCGCCAGUGCGGAGAGGAGCCCCGGGACAGCAGGGCCUUCGCCAGCAGCCUGUAGCAGCCGGGCCGGAGAUGCCGGGUUUUUAUUUGUCUCCAUGUUCCUAAUGGGUCCGUUUCAGAAGUGCCUCACUGUUCUCGUGACCUGGAGUUAACCGGAACAGCGUCUUCAUUCAUUUCGUAGGGACAAGACCGAGUCGGCGGCCGGGAGAGAAGCAGCCGCGGUCCGAGUCCGGCGGGGAGCGGUGGGGGGAGGGCACGGGCACCAGGGAGGGGGCCCCCCGCGGCCGCCUCGGCUCCCUCAGCCCUCGCCCAAAGGACCCUACGCCAAACGGGUGUCUUUCAACUCUGCUUGUCAAGAACUCAUUUUGCACAUAUUCUGUAUGAGCCUCACUGUCGCCAUAGAGCCAGGGCCCUGUGCCUUCACGGAAAGAAGGAGGCCCCGGCCGGGCCCUGGGAAGGGGGGGGCGCUGCAGCUCCAAGCCAAGGCUGGCCACUGCCCCCUGCGCCACCCGUGUCUGGACCCCCUUCCCACCCGGCCAUGGUCACAGCCACGCCACUCCGUCGGCGCCGGGGGAGGGGCGCGCCCGCCGGGACAAGACCGGUGGUGCUGAGCGUCUGUCCAGCGCUCUUCUGUUUGGGGGUUUGACAUUUUUCUUCACCGCAUGUUGCAGUUUUCAUUUGGGGGGUUUCGUUUUUUUAUACUUUUGUUUUCCCAGGGGGAGGGGAGGGAGAAGGGUGUUUACAGAGUUUUGCAGCCACCCACCUUACCGGUUUCACUUUUGCAAAUGUAAAUCGGGUUCAGUUUUGUUGUAUUAUUUAACGGUCGUGGUUUCCUUUUCUACGGAGGAUUCGAUAGAGCCGCCGUGGGAGAGUUUUACCAGCCGUUGUGUAUGCCCAAUAGUUUGCUAUCAUUUCCUUAGGUAGCGACAAGAUUUCUUCUGUUUGGUUUCAUAAUUUAAAGGUGAUCAGCAAUGCACUUGGUAGGGUCUUGCACAAAUGUGUGUAGUAGCGUGUGCCCGAGAGAGGAAGCAGCACGAGGUCUCUGCGAGUGUGUGUGCCGUGUGUACGGUGGGUUGUGUGUGUGCGGGCGUGGGCUGAGUCUGCAGCCACGUGCGCCCGGGCCGCCAGUCCGCCUGCAGUUCCCCUUGGGGCUUAAGGGUGGGGAGCUCUGAAUCUGGGGCCGUUUGAAAGCAAAAGCAAACCACUGUCUCUGCUUCUGAAACGGGAAUCAGUAACUCUGCAUUUUCUGUCCCACAAGAUAUGCAAAAACAAUGCAAUAAUAUUCAUUUUAAAAAUACAGUUGUGAGUUGUGUUGGCAUUAAAACUGUGUUUAAAAAAAACCACACAGAAAUUUAAGGGAGAAACUCAGAAGGCGUUUUGCUUCGAUUUGUUCCGUGUAAUGUUUUACUGCAUUGAUGGUGUUUCUGCUGAAGAGACCGUUAUACUUGAAUUCAGGUCAGUCUCAGUAUUUUACAAAUAUUUUUUUAAAACUGAA
Molecule: messenger RNA, 8058 nt
Organism: Balaenoptera ricei (Rice's whale)
Lineage: Eukaryota; Metazoa; Chordata; Mammalia; Artiodactyla; Balaenopteridae
Gene: CACNA1C
Product: calcium voltage-gated channel subunit alpha1 C
Exons: 47
Coding region: 205-6621 (2138 amino acids)
Biological process (GO): calcium ion import across plasma membrane
Cellular component (GO): voltage-gated calcium channel complex; membrane
Molecular function (GO): high voltage-gated calcium channel activity
Source: RefSeq, a predicted model, not a curated record